Messenger RNA from Salvia miltiorrhiza (redroot sage), 2811 nucleotides. RefSeq names its product auxin response factor 9-like. The record is from RefSeq and is a predicted model, not a curated record. Gene Ontology annotation, biological process: regulation of DNA-templated transcription; response to hormone. Bases 321 to 2384 code for a protein of 687 amino acids. NCBI's taxonomy places the organism in Eukaryota, Viridiplantae, Streptophyta, Magnoliopsida, Lamiales, Lamiaceae. Gene Ontology annotation, cellular component: nucleus. Gene Ontology annotation, molecular function: DNA binding; protein binding. The transcript is spliced from 14 exons.
CUGCGUGUGCAGUGAAAAAGGAGACACCAUUAAUUUUACAACACACACUCCUCUAGAGAGAGAAAGCAACAAAUCAAGGCGUAUAUUAAGCUGUUUUCUUCGGAAUCCGUGACCCCCCCUCUUCUCCUCUCCCUCUCCUUCUCCACCAAAGUAGAAACUAGUUCAGCUUUUCUCAAUUACUCGAGGAAACUUGCUCCUCUGCGGAUAUUUUGCUGUCAAACAAUACUAUUUCGCUGUAAUUGAGCUGCUGGUGCAUUGAGAGAGUUUUUGGUUGAGGGUUUCGAGGUAAUUUUUAAGAGGUGUGUCGAAUUGGUGUAGUUAUGGUGAAUUGGGGCUCAGUUUCUCAGCGGCAGCAGCAUGUUUCUCCAGCUGAAGGGGUCUGUGUCAAGGAUGCGUUGUAUGAGGAGCUAUGGAGGGGUUGUGCAGGGCCUUUGGUGGAUGUUCCUAAGGCUGGGGAAAGAGUUUACUAUUUCCCACAAGGUCACAUGGAGCAGUUGGAGGCAUCUACAAAUCAGGAAUUGAAUCAGAGGAUACCGAUGUUCAACUUGCCUCCGAAGAUCCUUUGCAAAGUUUUUAACAUUCAGCUACUGGCCGAAAAAGACACUGAUGAAGUUUAUGCACAAAUUACUUUGAUGCCAGAAUCAGAUCAAAGUGAGCCAAGAAGUCAGGAUAGUGCUACCGAGGAGCCUCCUAGACCUGCAGUUCAUUCGUUCUGCAAAGUUUUGACUGCUUCUGAUACCAGCACGCAUGGUGGAUUUUCCGUCCUUCGUAAACAUGCCAAUGAGUGCCUUCCCCCAUUGGAUAUGAGCCAACAGACUCCAACACAGGAAUUGAUUGCCAAGGAUCUACAUGGAAAUGAAUGGCAAUUCAAGCAUAUAUUUAGAGGGCAACCUAGGAGGCAUUUGCUAACUACAGGAUGGAGUACAUUUGUCACUUCUAAGCGUAUAGUUGCCGGUGACUCUUUUGUAUUUCUAAGGGGAGAGAAUGGGGAGUUGCGUGUUGGGGUCAGGCGUCAUGCUCGUCAACAAAUCUCGAUACCAUCUUCAGUGAUAUCAAGUCAGAGCAUGCACCUGGGAGUGCUUGCAACUGCAUCUCAUGCUGUCAUGACUCAGACCAUCUUUGUUGUUUAUUACAAGCCAAGAACUAGUCAGUUCAUCAUAGGCCUGAACAAAUAUCUAGAAGCCAUUAAUCAUGAUUUUGGAGUUGGCAUGAGAUUCAAGAUGCGUUUUGAGGGAGAUGAUUCUCCUGAGAGAAGAUUCUCAGGUACGAUUGUUGGGGUUGAAGAUAUGUCGCCUCACUGGAAUGAUUCGAAAUGGAGAACAUUGAAGGUUCAAUGGGAUGAACCGGCAUCCAUCCCGAGGCCAGAAAGGGUUUCUCCAUGGGAGAUAGAGCCAUUUGUUGCGUCAGUUCCACCAACUAUAGUUCAGCCACUUACCAUGAAGAAUAAAAGGCUUCGACCACAUAUUGAAAUCACUGUUCCUGAAACUAAAACUUCAACAGCACCACCUACAUGGAACCUGGCUCAUGAUGCCCAUCAAAUAAAUCGCAGUUUUGAAGGGCAAAGGAGCAGCUAUAUCGCUAAUUCACAUACUAAACAAACAGAUCCUGGCACCACACCUAUGAAACACAGCAACGAUGGUGCAUCAACCACUCGUAUGGAUGGAGGGUGGCAGCCUUCCCUUAAUGGGCACGCUGAAGAAACUGAAGACAGUAAAAGUGCUUCAGCUUGGUCGGUUAUUUCAAACCAUUCAGCUCCAAGCGCAGGGUUACAGUUUAAUACCCUUGCUACUGGAUCUACUGAUGUGAGGAAACCAGAUGCUUUGGCAUCAUGCAGGUUGUUUGGGUUUGAUUUGAAAAGUCCAUCAAUAGCUCCUUCAAGAUUAGUUGAUAUACCAAACGAUAGUGGUGAAGUACACAUCCCAAGUGCACUGUCCUCAGCUGAUUCAGAACAGAAAUCUAGUGUUUCGAAGGAAUUUAGAGACUUGAGGCCAGACCAGUUGCAAGUACCAACAAAGGAGGUUCAGAGCAGACAGAGCAACUCCUCCAGAAGCCGCACCAAGGUACAAAUGCAAGGGGUUGCUGUUGGUCGAGCAGUAGAUUUGACAACUUUGAAGGGAUACGAUAAUCUGAUAACCGAGCUGGAAGAAAUGUUUGAGAUUAAGGGGGAGCUUCAGUCACGUAACAAAUGGGAAAUUGUGUUUACUGAUGAUGAAGGGGACAUGAUGCUCGUGGGUGAUGAUCCAUGGCCGGAAUUCUGCAACAUGGUUAGGAGAAUUUUCAUCUGUUCAAGCCAAGAUGUCAAGAAAAUGAAAGGAAACAAGCUCCCUUUAUCCGCAACAGAAUGUGAAGGAACUGGCUUCAGCUUAGAAAAUAUUGGGGAUUAGGAUCAACUCUCCGUACUACUCCUUGUGACUUGUGCUACAUUUGAAUCUCUUAUUUCGUAGAUUCUUGAUGCGGACGGCCUCAAGGCAAGAAAAACUGUUUGGUUGCUGGGAUGGGUUCGUUGUUUCAGUCGACAAGGAUGCUAACCAGGGGAUGGCAGAAUCCAGUUGAAACGCCGUAGUGAAUCUUUCGACUCAUUUCAGGUACGAUGAGUCUGAGUGGAAACUAAUUGAUGGAGUAGAAGUAGAACCUGUGAAUAGUAGAGUGUGUUUGUGGUGAAUUAGAUGAGGAGAAAGCCAUUCUCAUCCUACUCUGUAAAUAUACUAGCAUUUGUGUUUGGCAUCUGCUAAAAUUGAAGCUUCUUUUUUCUCUUGUCAAUCAAACUCGGACUACUGAUUGAUGCUUCUUUAUUCAGUGUGUUUGUCAAAA